ACCCCUCGCUCACCGUUCGAACGGCCCUUGUCGAGAACGAGCUUCAAGAUCGAUCUACGCAUGCGAUCCGUGUUCUAGAUCUCAACACAGAUCAGACUGUUUGCGAGCCGACCACAUCUGUCAUCGCCCGUCAUACUAGUACGAAAGGUUCGUCCUCGGAAUACAAUCACAGCCACCUGCUGCUGAGUAGGAGUGAUAUCCAGCGACGGGAAGUUGCAUAACGGCGGGGUUGCCUAAACGGCGGAAGUUGUAUCUUCUGCUUGCCAUCGUCGGUGGAUUUAUCUCACCGACCAACUGUGGUUGACUUUCCACGUUCUCUGGCAGAACAGAAUAUUUCACGCCGUCUUCGUCUUUAUUUCCCCCUUUAGAACGGUACAUUAGAUACGUCCUUCGUACGUCAAGAAGAUGGCCGCUACAUUUUCCUACGCACAAGCAGCAAAGGGCGUCGCUGCCACAAAUUCGCCCGCCGAGCCAGUUCCCAUGUCCGACGAGCAGAAUGCCGAGGUUAACGCGGAACAGUCCACGGAGGCUGUACCUGCCAAGGUGGAGGCAAACACCGAAUCCGAGAAUGUGAACGGCACCAAUGACAAGGAAGCUGAAUCGUCUAGCGUUGGCAACUCUUCGUCUACCUCCGGCACGCUCAAGGAUGAGGAUGGAUCAAAUACGCCCAAUGGUACCUCAGAGUCUACCUGGGACAAGCAGUCCCAAGCAUCCGGACCGGAGAAGGCGACCGGUGAAGAAGAGGGCACUGAUGACAAGACGGAUGAGAAGGAGAAGAGCGCACCGGCUAAGGAGCUUAAGGCUGCCCCCCUCCCGACAGUGAACGUGUGGCACCAGAGAAAAGAGGCCCAGGCGGCUAAGGUCAAGGCUAUGGCCGCAUUGAAGCCCGCUACGAAGGCCGGAACUCCCAAGACUACGUCCGCUGCUUCCUCAACAUCAGGCGACCAGCAGCAGGAGCCCGCGAAGCCCGCUUCCAAGAAAAAGGGAACCGAUGGCCAGGAAAGUGCCAAGGACCGCAAGAAGACCGACGGAGCCAAGGGACGGGACGAGAGUGCAAGCAUUCCCCCCGUGGGAGAUGCCAACCUUUGGCCGACGCCCGAUGUUGCUCAAGGUGAAGAGAAGAAGAAGCCUCAGGAGAAGUCCGAGAAGAGCCCUGUGAUCCGCCCUCACGGCAAGGAGAAGUGGAUGCCUGUCCCAUAUGUCCCGACCGCCGUCUUCAACACCCCUCUUCCUUCCGCUGGCCGUCGCGGUGGAAGAUCGGCCCGUGGUGGACGUGAGGGGGCUCGCAAUGGCACCCAUGGCGCUGAGAAGAAUGCUUCCGGCCAGGCCGCGCAGGGCUCCACGAAGCAGACGACUGCUGCAGACAGAGGCAGGAACGAGCCCAACUCAGCUCGCGCUAACUCUCUGCCUGCGCAAUCCAGGCGCUCUAACAGCGUGGAUGCUGGACUGCCCGACUCCCGUAAGCACCAAUCUGGUCGCGGACCCAAGGGAGCUGAGAACGUCCACGCCGCCCAAGGUGGCAAGAAUGUAAAUGGCGCCGAUACUUUCCCCCGUCACCACCGCGAUGCUAAGCAAUUUGCCAAGGGUCAUGAAAAGGGCUCCGAUCAUCACUCCAGGAACCCCCAGUUGUCCGUCGAUACACAGGCUGGUCCUCGCUCCGGGUCUGCUCGUCCGGACAAUGGCCCGAAAUCUGGCGAUUUCACCGGAUUUCACGACCGCAAAGACAAGGACUUCUCUCGCGAGUCGCGCGCCGACCGGGGACGAGGCUCCCACCGUGGAGGGCGUGGAGGCCAUGCCGGCUUCAACGGCGCCCAGAACACUCACUUCGCCAACAACCACAUGUCGCACCACACCUUCACUCCAUUCAAGUCUUUCGGCUUCGGUGAUCGCCAGAGAUCACAACAGCACGGUCCUGCUAAUGGCUCAUCAGGGGGCCACAGAAUGUCUUUGCGCUCUCCUUCCCUCCCCAACGGUGCCAUGUAUCCCCCCGUCUAUACUUACCAGCCGGAGAUCAACAGCAUAUACAGCUUCCCGCAAAUGCAUGCUGCUCCCAUCAGUCCAAUCCCUUAUCAGCAGUACAUGGAGCCUUUCUCUGUCAUGAGCAUGCUCGGAAUGCAAUUGGAAUACUAUUUUUCGGUUGAUAACCUUUGCAAGGACUUGUUCCUUCGCAAGCACAUGGACUCGCAGGGUUUCGUCGCUUUAUCCGUCAUUGCCAGCUUCAAGCGGGUUAAGUCCAUGACCGAAGACUUCAACCUCCUGCGUCACGUCUCUCACUCGCUGAGAACCGUCGAGUACGUCACAGGCGAAGACGGAAUUGACCGUUUGCGACCCCGGGAUACGUGGGAGCAGUGGGUUCUCCCCCUCGAGCAGCGCGACCAGUCUGCCCAGAAUGAGGGUCCUGCCACCGUCAGUGUCCUCAACCCUCCCAAACAGGAUGACGCCCCCAUGUUCCAGAACAAUGUGGAAGGUGUGAAUGGUUCAGUCGCCAAUGGCACUGUUGAAUCCCGGGCUUCGAAGACACUGUCAUCCGACGCUCCGGAAUUCUCGCCUUCUCAGUCUGUCAAUGCCCAGACUGAAGUCGCAAACGUGGAGUAAAUAUAGUCCACGUUUAUUCCAAUGAAACAUACGGAGUUCGGCGACCACGUGUUCUAGAUGCACACUGCCUAAAUGGCUAGGCUACCAGGCAACCUACUGAAGCUAGGUAAUCAGCCGGAACUCUGGUCCUGCAAUUGUUUCCCGAUUUCCCUCAACGACCACUCACAUACACUCAUACGAGUAUCGAUUCACAUCCCUUACCAGAAACCUCAAUUGUGACCGCUCUCGACUCUUACCCAAUUCUCGCCAUUCUUCCUCCCCGAAAAUUUCCAAUGCACAAAUGUACAAUGAAUUUCCCAGAGCUUAGCGUUUGAUGA
Molecule: messenger RNA, 2912 nt
Organism: Aspergillus homomorphus CBS 101889
Lineage: Eukaryota; Fungi; Ascomycota; Eurotiomycetes; Eurotiales; Aspergillaceae
Product: La domain family
Exons: 4
Coding region: 406-2595 (729 amino acids)
Biological process (GO): positive regulation of translation
Cellular component (GO): cytosol; cytoplasmic stress granule
Molecular function (GO): RNA binding
Source: RefSeq, a predicted model, not a curated record